This is a messenger RNA of Talaromyces rugulosus, 1089 nucleotides long. RefSeq lists its product as uncharacterized. The record is from RefSeq and is a predicted model, not a curated record. The transcript has a single exon. Lineage: Eukaryota; Fungi; Ascomycota; Eurotiomycetes; Eurotiales; Trichocomaceae. The coding region runs from base 1 to 1089 and encodes 362 amino acids.
AUGUCUACCACAGAUAAACACUCAAAACCGCCCAUCCAUCCACAAUUUUCUCUAUUCCGAAAGCUACCACUAGAGCUCAGACUUGAAGUUUGGCAACAUGCCCUCAACAACACAACAGUUGAGCGUAUUAUCAACGUUGCAGUUUAUAAUCGGCUUUUUGUGACAUUUCAUUGCUGUUGGACUACAGGCGGGAACUUUUGUGGCAAACAUGGUUUCUGUAUCAAGAGAUACCAUUCUGGGCUUUCAAGAGACAUAUCAGAUUGCAUGACAGAUGGCUAUUUUGCCGUCACGAACAGAUUCCCAGAUCCUCAGACAUCGGAAUCUGAGUCUGGUAUGCUUAAUAUCAGCCUAGCCUGUCAUGAAGCUCGCAAUGUCGUCAUCCGGCGAUACCCUAAACUCCUUAGGAUUUACCGGGGCAAAUGGCACCCUGGUAUCGAGAGCCGUCUCGUGCGUUGCUGCCCUGCCACAGACAUACUCCUUAUUUCCGCCGUACCAGAUUUCAGUAGUAGCAACCCUGAUGAGGACCUUCCGAGCUCAGAUUUUUUUUUUCAGCGACAUCAAGACUACCUAGAUCGAAUCUUCCCACGCGAUGACAGUCUUUUCAUGGCCUUUCGCGAUGUUGUGUCAUCCUUCCAACAUGUUGCAUUUUACUAUCUUGGAAUUUUUGGGUCUGAAUCCACAUCGGAGAAUACCUCUGGGGAUGAGUCCCGCUCGAAAGUUGAUGCACCUACAAAGAUGGUUGAUCUCCACUCUAGCACGGAUUUCCAUGCUCUCUUGUUCUAUUUUGGGUCUCUAAAACAACUUAUUGCGUGGCCUGAUCCACAGUAUUGGCCUGAGGUACGAGAAAAUGCGGUCAUAGUUAGUGAUAUGAAUGAUAAAUCGUUCCCUGGAGUUAGGCGUUAUGGGCCUAUCUAUAAUAUGAUUGGGAGUUUGAGAGACCUUAUGUCAGAUUAUAAUGAGAGUGUGGAGACUCACAAUAAUCACUUUGCAGAAGAUGAUGAACAUUGGACGGUUAGGGCGAAACCGCUGGAGCGUGUUGGAUGCUAUGCUGCGUCCUCUUGGUUGGUUGGCCAUGGCACUGAGAUUUAA